Talaromyces proteolyticus is the source of this 2427-nucleotide messenger RNA. RefSeq lists its product as uncharacterized. The coding region runs from base 77 to 2017 and encodes 646 amino acids. The transcript is spliced from 5 exons. Lineage: Eukaryota; Fungi; Ascomycota; Eurotiomycetes; Eurotiales; Trichocomaceae. The record is from RefSeq and is a predicted model, not a curated record.
UCUUUGUGGUGUGAGAAUAAAUACACAUUGUCUUUGAAUCACGCAGUUGGAUUCCCGCGCACUGUGAACCAGUCUGAUGGCCAUCGCUACUGGGGCUGCACAAUGUGAUCGUCUCUUCGAAAAAUGGAUGAAAGCUAUUGCCGAUCACGAGACAGCACUUAUGCAAGGUGCAGAAAACCAGGUUUUCAGGUUUAACCUGUGGACUGCGAAUAACUUCAUCUACGCUCCAACGCGGGCCUCGAUGGACUGGAGGCUGCGGAAUGCACCUUUUCUAGAGUCGGUCUUGAUAGAUUUGCUGGAUGACCUGAAGAGCAACCUCAUCAAACAGUCUUCUUUUUCCAAAAUCACAAUGGUAUCGGCGGAUGAAGAAUUUGCCUCUUUUCCAGAUGUUAUUAGCGAGAUCCUGGAUGGUAUUUUCCGCUUUUCUCGUGCGGUACGUCGGUCAGGAAUCCUUCGCAGAUUUGUUAAGCUGGCUAGUUAUGUCGAAUAUGAUGAGAAUGGAGUAAAUCUCACAGAAGGGUUUAGGAAAGGUGCAGAGAGGAUUAUUGAUUUCCGAUUAAAGGACUCAAGGGCGAGUAACAGCCUGAAGAGUCGCAUUGUUGAUAGCAUCUGCUUGCGCCAACAACAUUUUUCUUACUUGAGAGCCCGGAAAGCGAAGAACACACCAAUAAAUAACAAUACUAACAAACAAUCACCAGCACCAAAGUCAACUCUAAGUGCCACAUUCACCGUCACAGGCUCGGUUUCUCCAAGCAAACCAAACAAACGUCCAAGAAAAUCGCCCCGUGAUCCGCGAAUGAAUUUAUCUCUUUUGACAGCAACCACAGUUGAACCUGACCGAAUGCCCAAAGCAUACUCUAUAAAAUCUGCAGAGAACUCGGAAGGUGAUGAUGUGAAAUAUGAUGAUUUGGAUAUUCCAGCACCACCAAAGGCACCAGAUCAUCUCAAUGAAUUUGAGUGUCCAUAUUGCUUCCUAGUGUGUUCAGUGGGAGAGUUAACUGGAGAGAGAUGGAAGCGGCAUAUUAUCGAAGAUCUGAUGCCGUAUGUUUGUGUACUGGAACCGUGUCCCACACCGAAUACGUUGUUUGAGUCCGGAAAGGAUUGGAUUAACCACAUGAAGAGUCAGCAUAUUGUGAACUGGUGGACAUGUAUGGACCGUGAUCAUAGUUCCACUCCCUACUUUGAUACCGAGAUUGGAUUCAAAGAGCACAUGUAUGAGCAUCAUGCAGAGCAAUUUGAACCUGCAUAUCUCGAGGACAUAGCUGCAGCAUGCUAUCAACAACUACCAGAGGUUAACAUGAUUGCUGAAUGUCCUUUUUGUUCUGAAGAACAGAGUAUGGAUAUACCUAGAUGGGAGAUGAUAAGUCAUGUCGCGGCACACCUUUUGUCGCUGGCGCAGAUAUCUCUUGCGGGGCAUAUCGAUGGAGAUGGAGGUGAAUCUGAGGGAAACGAGUCAGUAAAGACUUUGAGCAAUAACGAUUCGCAUUCGGGAAGCACUAGAUCCCUGGCCGGAAGCAUCUACUCUGAUAACGUUCCUGAAACUACAGAGGAAGAACACCGCCUUCAAGAUAACAUCCAGGGUGACACUAGCGUUCCAGAUAUAGAUCCACAGCAGUGCAGUGUUUUGUGGGACCAUAUUCAAAAGGGGGUAGAGAAUCCAAUGUUGGACCCGAAGCUUCAACCUUUUAUCGAUCGAAUAAACGCUCGAAUGAAAAUAGAAGGAGUGAACGUGGGGAUCUCACUCUCCGGUGACUCAUUAAUGAGUGAUUUUAAUCUCACCGGCCAGGGUCAUGAUUCUGCGAGUGAUCAGGAAAAGCAUAUCGAUAGUCCCAACCCUGGCGGGAGCCCUCAAAGGGUCGAACGCAGCCACCCGCAAGGCAUAAAUGAUCCUUUUGUCUUUCGUGAAACUAGCUUGUGGAACUAUUUCGACCCUGGCGAAGAGAUUCAUCCGAGGAGUCCCAGCGACCGUGCACACGUGAAAGAAUGGGAUAACAACCCUUUCCUCCAGGAUCAAUAGCAUUAAAACGUAGACCUUUUAACUGUUUUUGCGCAACGUUCACGCCUUCACAGCGCAUGCUGACGCCGCGACGACAGAAGGAGAAAGGGUUUCAUGGGCAUAUUAGUAGCUCACAAACCUGAGAAGGAAAGUAGAAUCAUUUAAAUACGGCUAUGUCUUGUUUCUUAGAGAAAACAAUCAUAUGAGUAAUGGGUUUAGCUACUAGUGGCUUUGAGUGAUUUGUUCUUUUCAGCGCGUUUUAAUACACGCGAUGAUUGCUGAGGAUACAGCAAUCAAUUGCUGGUCGCCGCUUAUUGCUGCAGCUUUCCAGGGCACAGCUAACCGCUCCUUAGAGCGGUUAGCCUGACGAUCUCUCCUGUGACUAUCCAUGUAUUUGGAUGAUCCGUCAAUUCAUCCGAGGCUGAAGCCGG